AUGCCUCCGCCCAAUCCUCGAGACAGCACCCGGUCCUCGCCUCCUCCUACCGACUACAAGGCUAUUGCGGCCCAAUUUGCGGCAGCCAAACGCCGCCAGCAGAUCGCAGAGGCCGAUAGCAAAAAUGAAGAUAUACAGAAGGAACAAAAGAAAGCUAGUCUGCAGCAGAGGCAGCGGGAAGCCCUCGAGGCUCGCCGAAAAGCCGCAUACGAGCGCCGCUGGGGAUGGACGCUGGGCUUCUGGGUCUGGAUGCUUUGCAUACACAUAAUAGGAAUUGCAUACUUCACGUCGGGGUUCCUGUUGACCAGAUUGGUCCUGGAUGAGAAGUCAAGCUGCGAUGCCAAUCCCGUGGACGGUACAGACGGAAAAGACCUCAGCAUUCUAUCCGAUUGGAAGGGACGGGGCACCGUGGACGGCGGAUGCUGGCACCCCAAGACCUUCGACAAGGCGGUUGUUGUCCUGAUCGAUGCGCUGCGAUAUGACUUCACCGUGCCAAUAGAAGACGAUGCCGAGUUCCACAACGCCUUCCCCUUCCUCCACGAAACGGCUGUCAAGUCUCCCAACAGUGCCUUCCUGAGGCCUUUUAUCGCGGACCCCCCGACGACGACACUGCAGAGACUGAAGGGGCUCACGACCGGAACACUGCCUACGUUUAUGGAAAUGGGAAGCAACUUCGCAGGCAACGCCAUCGAGGAGGACAACCUGCUGAUCCAACUGCGGGAUGCCGGGAAGAAAAUUGUGCACCUUGGAGAUGACACCUGGGAUGCCUUGUUUCCGGAUUACUUCCAGUCGAACAUCAGCAGGUCAUACGACAGCUUCAAUGUCUGGGAUUUGCAUUCAGUUGACAAUGGAGUCCUUGAGCACAUAUUCCCACUGUUACAGACGGACAAAAAGGACGAUUGGGACCUACUUAUCGGGCACCUCCUUGGGGUUGACCAUGCCGGCCACCGAUACGGUCCUGCCCAUGCUGCCAUGACAGCAAAAUUGCGUCAAAUGGAUGAUUUUAUCAGAAAUCUCGUGGAAAAAAUCGACGACGACACCUUGCUAGUUGUCAUGGGUGACCACGGCAUGGACCCCAAAGGUGAUCACGGAGGUGAAAGCGAUGAUGAAGUCGAGGCUGCGCUGUGGAUGUACUCGAAGAAGGCAGUGUUCGGAAGGACGAAACCUGAAUUUGCCAUCCCGCCUGCCACGGCCAAAGUACGACCUGUCAACCAAAUUGACCUAGUUCCGACCCUUGCUCUCCUGCUGGGUAUUCCCAUUCCCUACAACAACUUGGGUGCACCCAUUGAAGAGGCAUUUGCUGGAAAGAAAGGAGAUGCCUGGAACAGCUUGGCAGCAGCAUCUCGUGUGACGGCUGCAGGUAUUCAUCGGUACCAAGCAUCGUACUUUGCUGCUCGUGGCCUCGAGCAGACGAGUGAGGCUGGCACGCCCGCUGCCCUUUUUAGUAACGCCGAAAAGGUCCUUCAGGACGACACCAAAGGCAAAUCCCGCGCGCUAGUGUAUACCGCAUUUAUGGACUACCAAGCAGAGACGCUGAGGAUAUGCAAGAGUCUGUGGGCUAGAUUCGAUGUGCCAAGUAUGUUGAUUGGACUUGUCAUCACUGGCCUAGGCUUGGUCGCUCUGGUUCUUUAUGUUACAAAGGAUGAAGAUGACGACUUCGCCGCCUUAGACAACAUUGAGCUAGACAUUGCGGAGAGGAAACUGGAAGCUGAGGGCGUUGAGGAGGAUUCGAAGGUUCCUUCUUAUCAAGCCCAACAGAAGACUGUGACGUUGGCUGCCCUAGCUGGCGCAGUACCAGGAGCUGUCCUCGGAAUCGCCUAUGCUGCUCUUACUAACGCACAAGACUACCGGCUGGGCGCAGCGGGAGCUGGUAUCGCGAGUACCAUCCUAGUUGUUGGCGCCCUCCUGCGCACCUCCUUCGUGUUGCCCAUUCCAUCGACCUUAUGGGGCUGGAUGGCUGCCUUGUUCACCAUCAGCCAGUCGAUCGGCUUCGCCUCGAACUCGUACACGAUUUGGGAAGACAGUAUUCUGCUCUUCUUUACCACGACAUUCGGUCUUGUGAGCGCGCUUGCUUCUCUCAACAUUGAAAAGCUGGGGGAUCGGUACUUUGCCGUCUACCACUCGAUUCUUUUUGUCCUACUUGGCCGAGCCGUAUCCUUCUCAAAGCUUUGUCGUGACGAGCAGUAUCCUUACUGCAUGACGACCUACUACGCGUCUUCAACCUCUUCUACUUCGGCAACCUGGCACUUGGCCAUUCCUUUCUCAGUCUUUGCCAUUCUUCCCUCCAUCAUCAGGGCGUACUAUGUGCCCACGCGCUCCUAUCACGGCCUGGCACCAACAUGGAUCGGCUAUGCCCUUCGCGCCGCACUCUUCCUUUCUGCUGUGUACUGGACCAUGGACACAGCAGACAACGAGAACUGGGCUACCGGUCUAUCCGAAGGCACGCUCAAGGUCUUCAGUGUGUACACCGCACAGCUGGCCCUAGCCAUCGCCAUCGUCGCUGGCACGACUGCGUUCAUCUGGGCGCCGCCUUGCAUAUCCAUCCUCACGACCUCCACGAACGCCAAGCGCGCGCAAAUUGCCGUUCUAGGCUACGCCAACACCAAUGGCGCCCGGUACCUGUUCCUUCCCCUUAACAUCAUGGCCGCGUGUAUCAUAGUGUCGAAACCUAUGGGCGGCGGCGCCAUGGCGAUCAUGAUGUGGCAGGUCCUAUCGCUGAUGGAGAUCCUGGAUCUGAACGAGCUCACCGGCGAGACUAUUGGGCCCAUCAUGCUAGGGCUACUUGGCAACUUCCAUUUCUUCAAGACCGGCCACCAGGCCGUCCUCAGCAGCAUUCAGUGGGACGCAGCCUUCAUCCCGCUGUUCUCGAUCCGGUACCCGUGGACCCCAAUGCUGGUCGUCCUGAAUAGCUAUGCGGGGCAGAUCCUCGCGGCGGUUUCGGUGCCACUGGUCGUGCUGUGGAAGACGGGACCAAAGCGCAAGGGUGUGCUCGAGAGCGUCAGCCGGGCCCUGGGUAUCUUCAUAAUCUACUACGCCGUUGAGUCCCUGGCCACGAUGGCGUGGGCUGGCUGGCUGAGGAGACAUCUCAUGCUGUAUCGCGUGUUCAGCCCGCGAUUCAUGAUGGCGGCCACCGUGCUGUUGGUUGUGGACCUUGUGGGAAUCUUAAUCACGUUGACGGGCGUUAGAAGCAACACGCUGUCGAUUGGAGAGGUCUUUGGCAUGGCGGAUUAG
Messenger RNA from Diaporthe amygdali, 3231 nucleotides. Its product is annotated as gpi ethanolamine phosphate transferase. Bases 1 to 3231 code for a protein of 1076 amino acids. The record is from RefSeq and is a predicted model, not a curated record. The transcript has a single exon. Gene Ontology annotation, biological process: GPI anchor biosynthetic process. Gene Ontology annotation, molecular function: mannose-ethanolamine phosphotransferase activity. Gene Ontology annotation, cellular component: endoplasmic reticulum membrane. Lineage: Eukaryota; Fungi; Ascomycota; Sordariomycetes; Diaporthales; Diaporthaceae.